This is a messenger RNA of Caenorhabditis angaria, 2567 nucleotides long. The record is from the annotation of a GenBank genome assembly. Lineage: Eukaryota; Metazoa; Nematoda; Chromadorea; Rhabditida; Rhabditidae.
AUGUCGAGCAAUUCGUACUACUCAAUCGGUUUUUUGUUUUCGAUAUUUUUUGUUGCUUUGGUUGUUUUUGUGAAUGGAACUGUGAUCGAGAUUGAGUUUAUGACACUUUGUAUGACACGUCAUGAUGCAUGGGUAAGUUCCAAAAAAAAAAACAAAAAAAUGGCUGAUUUUCAAAGGAAUAAUGUAGAAAAGCAAUUUCGAUCUAUCGCACAUUUUCUUUUUUUGCGUGGAAUUUUGAAUAUUUAUAGAUCUACAAUGGUUAUGGAUGUUAUUGUGGGAUUGGAGGAAGUGGCGAAGUUUUAGAUGAAGUUGAUCAAUGUUGCGCAAAUCACGACGAGUGUUAUAAUCAACUGUACUUAAAUAAUACUUGUUGGAAUGUUCCUUUGGAAUAUUUACCAGUUUAUACGUGGAAAUGUGAUAAUCGAAACGUGCAAUGCACGGGAUUGAGUUAGUUUUUGAUAUUAUUAUAUUGAACGAGGAAGUUUUUGAAAAAAAAUUAUAGGCACCUUUGGCUAUCAGAUUUUACCUCACGAUUGCGGAUCGGGUUUAUGCGAUUGUGAUCGGAAAUUAGUCGAAUGUUGGGCGAAGUAUCCAGAACCGAAAGUCCAGUUAAAGUGUCCCCAUCCUCGUACGACCUAGAACCAAAUACUUUUCAAGGUUAUUUUCGUUUUGAUUUCAAAUAAAAUAAUAAAGUUUUCUGCUGUUUUUUUGCAAAUAAAAAUAAAAAUUUGAAAAAUAUUUCGGCACGAUCGUACGAAAAGAACAUUUGUGUAUUUCUCUCGGAAAAGCUGUUUUUUUUGUUCGUGUGUGAAUUUUUUGUUUUUUUGAAACGUAGUUUCGUCUGUUUGCACAACGCUCUUUGACGCGUGGCAAUUGAAAAACUCUUCGUUUUCAUUUUUAAAUUAAAAUAUUGAAAAAGAUAAAAUCUUUCAGGGUAUUUGAACGCAAUGAAUCGACCAAACAAUAAUUUGAAAUUAAUUUCGCUAGUGGUUUUGAUUGUUCAAACCACAGCAUUGGUUUUGACUUUGCGAUAUAGUCAGACACAGGUAUUUUUAAUUUAAUUUGAUUUGAUGUUUACCUUUGUUUUCAGAAAACCGUCGGACCUAAAUAUUUAUCGUCCACCGCUGUCGUUUGUGCCGAAGUUGUGAAAUUGAUCACUUGUAUAUUUGUUAUUUUCAAAAACAAUGGUGAGAUUUUCAUUAUAUUUCCUUCGAAGUUAGAACUUAAAAUUCUGUUAUAGGCUUCAGAUUUUCUGGAAUGUUGGAAGAACUCGAUAGCGAGAUUUUUGCCACACCACAAACUCGCGCAGAUUCACUGAAAGUUGCAGUUCCCGCAAUCAUGUAUGUUGUUCAAAAUAAUCUUCUUUUCUUUGCUCUGAAAAUGCUCGAUGCGGCAACUUAUCAAGUCACAUAUCAACUCAAAAUCCUUACAACUGCCUUUUUCUCGGUUUCAAUGCUUGGAAAAUCAUUGAAUCGAUAUAAUUGGAUUGCUUUGAUUUUAUUGACCGGUGGAGUUGCUUUGGUUCAAUAUCCAAGUGGUGAUAAAUCAAGUUAUGAGCCAAAAGUUGAACAUGAUACUUCGGAUAACUUUUUGGGACUUUGCGCAGUUCUUGCUGCUUGUUUUUCAAGUGGAUUCGCCGGAGUUUAUUUUGAAAAGAUUUUGAAAACUUCGAAAGUAUCACUUUGGAUUAGAAACAUUCAAUUAGGUAAGUUAAUCAUUCUGGUUUAUUGAGAAAAACCUUCAGAAAUAUUUUUCAGCAUUCUUUUCGGUGUUCGGAAGUCUUUUUGUUUGCUGGGUUUAUGAUUGGGAAGCAAUUAGCAAUGAUGGAUUCUUCAGAGGUUAUAACAAUAUAAUUUGGUUUGUUGUUUUACUUCAAGCUUAUGGUGGAUUGGUUAUUGCACUUGUUGUCAAAUAUGCGGAUAAUAUUUUGAAAGGAUUCGCUGUUUCGCUCUCAAUUAUUUUAUCGUCGUUGACUUCUUGGUUGAUUUUGGGAGAUUUGACUAUUACAACGUAAGUUUUUUUAAAAAAUGGAAUGCCUUUUUUAAAAACAUUUGAUGACCCCAAAAAAGGGAACAGUGACGUGGAAAUUCAACAUUUAAAAAAAAUUAAUUUUGAAACUAUUUAUUUUCCAAGAAUAUAUAUUAAUAUAUUCCCAACCGCACUAAAAUAAUAUUAUUAUAAAUCUGAAAAUGUAUUCUUAAAAAUUUAAAACUUGUAUCAUUCCAUAUGAGGAUUAUUGAUUUUUCCCAAGUUUUCCCCAAUAUUCCGAAUAGUCAUUGCUAUAAUGUCCCAAAAAUUAGGUGCUUCGAUUUUUUGAGAAACGACUUCGGGCUCUUCCGUUGUCAAAAUUUCAUUUGUUUUCGACGGCGGAAUUUUGCACCAAAUACAUUUAUUUGAAAUUGAAAUUGAAAUUAAAAAUAAACAGAAAAAUAUGAAACGUCUGAAAGUCAUCAAAACGAGUGUUUAUAUGUUUCAGAACAUUCACAAUCGGUGCCUCGAUUGUUAUCUUCGCAACUUUCCUAUACGGUUAUGAGCCCAAAAAAUCAGGCCCGGUUCACAGUGCCUAG